UUUUACGAUACCUACAAACUGGUUUACGAUACCACCGGUGCGGCAGAAACGAGUAGACAGAUUAGCACAAGGUGGUUUUUGUAACACAGGUUGUUUUUUUCGUGCGUAAAAAGGUCUUUUUUUUGAUGUUUUUGCUUUACAUGAAUCUUCUAGAAGGUGUAGCGUCAGCUGUAUACUCUAGGAAAAAGGUGACAGCGGUGUUACAUGUGUACUUUUCCUCGGGCAUGGUCAUAUUCAGCUAACGCUAGCAAGCAGCAAUACCUUUUUGCCCUGUUUUUGUAGCUAGUCAGCUGUAGCUGGCAGAGAUCUGUCCGAGCAUCAGUUCUGCCUACCUGACCGUAAACAUGCCUAUCAUACUGACAACUCAGGCUUACUGCAAAAUGCUUCUACAUGCUGCAAAGUAUCCCCACUGCGCCGUGAACGGACUGCUGGUGGCAGAGAAAGUGAAGGAGAAAAAGAAAGAUAGCCACUCUGCCCCGAUCCUGUGCGUGGACUGUGUCCCGCUUUUCCACGGUACGCUGGCUUUGGCACCAAUGCUGGAAGUAGCUCUGACGCUGAUCGAUACCUGGUGUAAAGAAAACAGAUAUGUCAUUGCUGGAUAUUAUCAAGCCAAUGAACGCACGAAGGACUUCAGACCCAAUCAAGUUGCUGAAAAAGUUGCUGCCAGGAUUUCGGAGAACUUCAGUGAAGCUGCAAUUGUGAUGGUGGAUAAUAGCAGGUUGACGAUGAGCUGUUUUGAGCCCAUUGUGCUUAUCUAUGAUCACCAUGAGAACAAGUGGAAAAGCAGAGAUGUUAAUACCGACUGUUUUGAGGACUGGCUUGAGGCACAGAAGAUCACGUCUGCUUUGCUAGAGGGCCGUUCCUACGAGAACCUGAUUGACUUCGACAAUCACCUGGAUGACCUGAGGAAUGACUGGACCAACCCUGUGAUCAACAAGUCCGUGUUGGAUCUGUGCUAAGACUCUGGGUCGGGACUGUCCCGGACACAAAACAAAGAUAUUGCUGCCAAUUCAGCAUGCGUGUCGCUACUUUAAGUGUAGCACAGGAUUACAAAGUGCUGAAUACAACGUCUUUGUUCCAGUAAAAGGCUCUCAUAUUGACGAGAACUUGUGGAGCACUGAUCAGUUUAGGCCAAAAUCUCUCAAGGGCAAGCGCGAUACAUGCACUGUUGGCAUAUGUGUACUCCUCAGUAGAUGAUACUGAGAUAAUUAAGGCAAUUCUGUCUCGGAAUGCAACUUCUUUUUAUUUUAUUUUCUGCAAUGGUUUGUGUUUGUUCUUAGUUGUGUGCAUAAAUUUUACUUCUAGAGAAUUUAAUCUAUUUUUUCCCUCCAUUUUUUUCAGGGCUACAAGCCAUACAGAGAUACUGUUAUAAAUUAUUUAAAGACUUAGGUAUUGAUUGUGUUAAUGAGAUAUGGUUAAGGAGAUGUGUGAAAUUCUUUAAGUCCUUAAUAACAUUGUUAGAUCUUUGGACCCCCCCACAAACACACACACACACACACACACACAGACAGUAUAUAGUGCUGAAGUUGUACAAUUUUGAACAGCUUAAUACUUGUGAGCACAAUUGGGCGUUCAUAAUACUUACUAAGAUGGUCAUUAAAAUUUAGUCUUAUCUGACUUUAUGUCAAAUGCCAUCAUAAGUUCUGCGGAGUUGCAUCAGCAGUGAAUUGGUGACUAACUCAAAGUUUUGGCUUAUGUUAUGAUGAUAAUGCUAACAUUUUUUUUUUUUUUCUGCAGUGGGCCUCCUUUUAUUGUCACUGGUGCCACUUCAGAAAGUCACUGCUGAUCAUAUGUUGGAGUUUUGGCUCAUUUGUUUCUAGCUCUGGGAAAUUUGUUCAUGGAGGCACAUUUAAGGAAUCAGGGUCACAGGAGUAUCUGAAUUCUGUUUUGUUGUGGAUGUUUGCUUUAAGAAUUGGGCAAUAUAUUUAUUCUUGAUUAAUUAAAUCAUAAUGACUAGAUUCUGCUAUUUGAUAGGUAAUAAAUUGAGAUGCUUUAUAUAAAGAUACCGAAAUAACUUUGUAUUUGAGAUUAGAUUUAAUCAGUGAGAGCUAAUUAGUCAAAAUCAUUGUGAGAACUUUUUUUUUUUUUAAUAUAAAAAAAUUGUAUAAACUGAAUGUAUGAUUAAAAAACAGUUUUGACA
Myripristis murdjan (pinecone soldierfish) is the source of this 2140-nucleotide messenger RNA. RefSeq names its product ER membrane protein complex subunit 8 (gene emc8). Bases 345 to 959 code for a protein of 204 amino acids. Gene Ontology annotation, cellular component: EMC complex. The transcript has 5 exons. NCBI's taxonomy places the organism in Eukaryota, Metazoa, Chordata, Actinopteri, Holocentriformes, Holocentridae. The record is from RefSeq and is a predicted model, not a curated record.